Molecule: messenger RNA, 934 nt
Organism: Elaeis guineensis (African oil palm)
Lineage: Eukaryota; Viridiplantae; Streptophyta; Magnoliopsida; Arecales; Arecaceae
Source: RefSeq, a predicted model, not a curated record
GGGAACCCCUCGCCUUCCUCUCCUCGCCCAACGAAUCCCCGCCUCAAACAUCACCCGUCCCUUCUCGUCUUCAUUGCCAAUCCCUCUCCUAAACUAGCUCUUAUGGGCUUCCCUCUGGGCGGUUGCUAUGUGGCCGUGCCAGAAACGCUGAUCCUGCUGCUCAAAUUCCUUGACUACCUACGGUUCGUCGUCUGCUUAAUCCUAUUCUACCUCGGCCUCUACCCAUCCUCAGUUCCUCCCACUCCAUACAGAGAUCCUGAAUUCGAUCCCACGCCGGCUUCGGAUGCUCUGGGUCCGGUCACCACCACAUCGAUCAAGGCUCGGCUGCCGGCGGUGGAAUUCGUGAGCUUUGUCGAGAGAUCGGCGGGGCGAUGCAGGGAAUCCAAGUGCGUGGUUUGCUUGGAGAAUUUGGCGGCCGGGGAUGAGGUUAGAGAGCUGGGCAACUGUCGGCAUGCGUUCCACAAGGGGUGCAUCGACCGGUGGGUGGACGUCGGCCAGGUGACCUGCCCGCUGUGCAGAGCCCAGCUGCUGCCGUGCAAGGGAAGGUUAGCCAGAGCUUGGCUGCUUAAUUUUUGGGCAAGGAUUUGGUGAAGUGCCAUGGCUUGGGACCAUGGCAAUUAGCUGGGCUAUGUGAAGCUGGGAUGGGGAGUUGAUCUAGGCAUUGGGCCUGCUUUUAUCCGGAGCGCAGCUCAGAUUUAGGCUGUCAUGCAAGAGGCUACAAAGGAGGCCUGACCUGUUUUUAAGUAGCAGUUAGAGGGCCUCACCUCCAUGCUUUGGAGGUAGAUUCUUGUCAAAGAUAUUAUUAUUAUUAUUAUUGUUUGCAUGUAUGACUUAAGAAAAUAUUUGUAUAUAUUAUAUCAUGAUAAUUACGAGUUAGUUGUGUAUUCAAGUAUACAAACUUUCGAAGGAAAAUUUUAAAUUAAAUUGGAUUUAA